AUGAACCCUCAAUGUCUGUUCAGCACUCACGAAACGCUGCUUACAACGUUCACUCUAUCAAGAAAUCUUCAGUACUUAGUAGAGGAUAUUUCUCAGAGUUGCUUUGAUACCCUGGCUGGCUUCGAGACGCUCGAUCCUCUUACUGAGAUGCCCACACCUGCGUGUCUCUUCACAGAGCUGCAAUCACACCAAAAACAGGCACUCACCUUUUUCAUGAGGCCCAAACAAGGACCACACCCAAUCGAGGAUAGUGUUGGGCUAUGGGCGCGACAGCUGGAUGGGCGAGGCUUCAAGAACAUCAUCACAAACCAAACUCAGCUGGAACCGGGACCUUUAUGGAGAGGCGGUCUUCUUGCAGAUGAGAUGGGUCUUGGAAAGACUCUCAGCAUAUUUUCACUAAUCGUAUCUGAUCAUACCAACGACGAACAGCAACCAUACCAAGCACAACGCACUCCUGCAAGAGAGCCUUGCUCCAUGCUUGUUGUACUGCCAUUAAAUAUCAUAUCAGUUUGGGCAUCCCAGCUUGACAGUCACGUUCGUCCCGGAAAACUGACGCACUUUGUUCAUCAUGGCAAGAACAAGCUACGGCUGACUGAUGCAUACAUAAUUCGAAAUCAUAAGACAUCAACCGCGCAAGCAAUAGCAGCUCUGAGAGCCAAGUGCAGAUGGGCCGUCUCUGGCACCCCAGUCCAGAAUGGUCUAUCCGACUUUCUUGGUCUGUCCAAGUUUCUUGACUUCACCCCCUACGACGAUCCUCGUGGCGUCGUCAGGGUAUAG
Messenger RNA from Bipolaris oryzae ATCC 44560, 777 nucleotides. RefSeq lists its product as uncharacterized. The coding region runs from base 1 to 777 and encodes 258 amino acids. The record is from RefSeq and is a predicted model, not a curated record. The transcript is spliced from 6 exons. Gene Ontology annotation, molecular function: ATP-dependent chromatin remodeler activity; ATP binding. NCBI's taxonomy places the organism in Eukaryota, Fungi, Ascomycota, Dothideomycetes, Pleosporales, Pleosporaceae.